Messenger RNA from Pochonia chlamydosporia 170, 1140 nucleotides. Its product is annotated as corA-like mg2+ transporter protein domain-containing protein. NCBI's taxonomy places the organism in Eukaryota, Fungi, Ascomycota, Sordariomycetes, Hypocreales, Clavicipitaceae. The coding region runs from base 1 to 1140 and encodes 379 amino acids. The transcript is spliced from 6 exons. The record is from RefSeq and is a predicted model, not a curated record.
AUGGAGAGGGUUACUACUAUCAGCCAUGCUCCUGGAGGAUGGAAGGUUCAAGAUUCAACCUGGGAUAACAUCUUGCAAGUCAGUCCGAAACAAUUACACAGCCUCCACUGUCCCACCGUGGCCCGUCCCGCUGAACAAUGUUUUGAUGUUGUGCAACAGGCCAAAAGUCGUUCACGGGGACAUGUCAUAUUUGCACAACUGAGGGCAAUAGCAAAAGCUUCGGAAGCACACAGGGCUCAGUUUAUCAGGAAGUUUGAGCUUGAGCCGGUUUUACUUACCAACUUGUGUCUCGACUCGAACGGCUUUGCUGGAUGCUCGCCCGGCUUUGAUGAACAUGGCCAGCUUGCCAGUUACAAAAUAUGGUCUCGCUUUGUUGUCAAGCAAAUACUGGAUAAGCUGCGACCCAAGCGCAGCUUCAUUCGUCGUUCCGUGGCGUCGAACCCACCGAAGACCAAUGCCCCGAUCCAUACGUCACGAUCGAUUACGAACGGCUGGGAGUGGUACGAGAUGGACUUUCAUGUGCAUUGGACAACUUCUAGUUUUACUGUAUUAUGCUUUAACCUCCCUGGACACCUUCAACACGCAGUGGAGGAGACGUUCAUUUCCAACGCCGCUGGAGCCGAAUUCUCGGAUCCGUACCGCAUAUUUGCUACCAUUAUUAACACACUUCUUCCAGUUUAUGACAACUCGGUUUGGAGUAUAAGGAAUCACAUCUGUCAAUGGGAGGCGGCACGGAAAGAGGAGCCUGAUUACCCACUACUACACGAAAUAGCCAGAUAUGCAAUUCAUGUCAGUGAAACAAUUGCCGUGGCGGCAAAGUCCUUGAAGGAUUUGCAGAGUCAGCAUCAAAAGUUCCUGAUGCUUCGCAACCGAGGUCAACCCAGCACUGAGCAGGCAAAAAGUAGUGAUUGUCCUUUUAAUUUUCCACUCAUGAUAUUGGAAGGGCAGCUUUCACGGUCAAAGUCAAACGAGUGUCGCGUUCAAAAUGAGACUCAGUUGGCGUUUCACAUGGCUACGCAACGAGAUAGCAGUACGCAACUGCGAAUUGCGGAGGAGGCAAAGAAAGAAGCCUCAACAAUGAAAGCAAUUGCUGUUAUCACAAUGACCUUCUUGCCAGCUACAUUUGUUUCGGUACGGUGA